This is a messenger RNA of Tricharina praecox, 499 nucleotides long. Its product is annotated as GGL domain-containing protein. Lineage: Eukaryota; Fungi; Ascomycota; Pezizomycetes; Pezizales; Pyronemataceae. Gene Ontology annotation, molecular function: G-protein beta-subunit binding. The record is from RefSeq and is a predicted model, not a curated record. Gene Ontology annotation, biological process: G protein-coupled receptor signaling pathway. Gene Ontology annotation, cellular component: heterotrimeric G-protein complex. The coding region runs from base 211 to 474 and encodes 87 amino acids. The transcript has 3 exons.
ACGAACAUCUCCUCCUAACCCAACAUCAACCUCGCUCAACAACCCCUGCUCGCUUCGGUUGCGCGACUUCAUUGUCCUGCUACCGUAAGUCACCACAAACAAUCAACCACCACCCGCCGUUUACAACAGCGGGUACUGCAUUUAUUCCUCCGGGAAUAAUUCAUCAAGAAAUCCUUCACAACGGACGGCCCAAGUAGUUCACGAGCCAAAAUGGCACUCCACUCGGCAGGCGCUGUUAGGGAGAAGAAACAAUCUAUGGCGGAGUUGAAGUUGAGGCGGUUAACAGAGUUGAACGCCCGGCUACGCGAGGACUUGGACAGACCGAGGAUCAAGGUCUCGGACGCUUGUCAGUCUCUGAUCAACUACACGCGUACAACGAAGGACUUCAUGGUACCAUCCACCUGGGGAACUGUCGACAAGCGGGAGGACCCUUACGCCCCGCAGCAGAGUGCCGGAUGCUGUGUGAUCUGUUAACCUACGAACGGAGCUGGCUCGACCG